This is a messenger RNA of Ogataea philodendri, 270 nucleotides long. RefSeq lists its product as uncharacterized. The record is from RefSeq and is a predicted model, not a curated record. The transcript has a single exon. NCBI's taxonomy places the organism in Eukaryota, Fungi, Ascomycota, Pichiomycetes, Pichiales, Pichiaceae. The coding region runs from base 1 to 270 and encodes 89 amino acids.
AUGGAUGAGCUCUCCAAUGAAGAAUUGGAUAUGGGAACACUGUUCACCACUGUAAAUAUACUCCGAAGUCUUGGGAAUUCCAUAGACAUAUCUGAGCUCCAAAACUUAAAAGAUUCGAUAUCAAAUUGUUUGCUGACUCCUUCGUCCCUGAAGUAUAUAACUUCUGCCCUCAGCAACAAAUCCUCUGUCUUCUCCAUUUCUUCGAAAGAUUUUCUGGUAAGAGCUUUUGCAGCUUUGUCUUAUAAUACGAGGAUUUCCGGUACAAACUGA